Molecule: messenger RNA, 2115 nt
Organism: Botrytis deweyae
Lineage: Eukaryota; Fungi; Ascomycota; Leotiomycetes; Helotiales; Sclerotiniaceae
Exons: 4
Coding region: 145-1911 (588 amino acids)
Biological process (GO): carbohydrate metabolic process
Molecular function (GO): polygalacturonase activity
Source: RefSeq, a predicted model, not a curated record
GCUUUCUAUCUUUGACUUCUCUUUUCUAUUCUAAACGCGGAUUUGUCUGCCUUUCACUCUUUUGGGGGUUCACUUCUAUUUUUGAACUUUUACCAUUCUCCAUUCCUUCAAUUUCCUAUCAUUCCUUUUCAAAUUAUUUGCAAAAUGCAAAUCAGCACAUUAUCAGCCCUCGCGGCAAUUGUCCUCCCAGCUUUAGUAUCAGCACAAUUGACUGGUUCAGUUGGCCCCUUGACUUCAAGAGAAUCUAAAGCCACAAAAAUUUGUAGUGUUUUGGAUUAUGGUGGAAAGGCAAGCAAGACUUCAGAUAUUGGCCCGGCGCUCACUUCUGCAUUCGCUGCUUGCAAGACUGGUGGAACAGUUUAUGUCCCACCUGGAGAUUAUGGUAUGAGUACUUGGAUUACACUCAGCGGAGGUUCGGCAUGGGCACUUAAGCUUGAUGGUAUCAUUUAUCGUGUUGGUAGCGAUGAUGGAAACAUGAUCAUGAUCAAACACACUAGCGAUUUCGAGAUGUACAGUAGUACCUCUGCAGGUGCUAUUCAAGGUUAUGGUUAUGAAUUUCACAAAGACUCGACUUAUGGACCACGUCUCCUCCGAUUUUUCGAUGCUAAAAACUUCUCCAUUCACGACAUUGCUUUAGUCGAUGCCCCUGCAUUCCAUUUCUCCAUUGAUACUUGCGAGAGCGGAGAGGUUUACAACAUGAUCAUUCGUGGUGGUGACGAGGGUGGUCUUGAUGGUAUUGAUGUUUGGGGAACAAACAUCUGGAUUCAUGAUGUUGAAGUGACUAACAAGGAUGAGUGUAUUACUGUCAAGAAUCCUUCCGAUCACCUUCUCAUUGAAGAUAUCUACUGUAACAGUUCAGGAGGCUGUGGUAUGGGAUCUCUCGGAGCAGACACUGCCAUCUCCAAUAUCAUCUACAACAAUAUUUACACUUAUGGAUCUAACCAAAUGUACAUGAUCAAAUCAAACGGUGGUAGCGGAACCGUUUCUGACUGUCAAUUCAACAACUUCAUUGGUCGCUCGAACGCCUACAGUUUAAACAUUAACGCAGCCUGGACUCAAGCAAGCAAAGCUGCCGGUGAUGGAGUCAUCUACGAGAACCUCUCUUUCAACAACUGGAAGGGAACGUGUGAGAGCACCACUGCACGUGGACCAAUCAACCUCCUCUGCUCAUCCACCGCUCCGUGCACAAAUAUCACCAUCACUGACUUUGCCAUCGGAGCUGAUUCCGGCAGCACCGGAAAAUACGUCUGCCAAAAUGCUUACGGUUCAGGAGGAUGUCUUAAAGCCGACACCGAUUCCCCAUCCGCUUACACUACAACUCAAUCUUGGUCCGCUAUGCCAACCGGCUACGAAGCCUCUACCAUGGCCCAAGAUUUGGCUACUCCUUUCGCCGUGAGCGUAAGCAUUCCUAUCCCAACCGUCCCAACCUCUUUCUUCCCAGGUAGAACUCCUGUCUCCGCUCUCAUGGCCAAUGGCGGUGGAUCUUCAGUUACAGCCUCCGCAUCCCACGGAGCAAUCACCACCUCUUCAAAAGUCGCAGUAGCCACCUCAACCGCCGUCGCUUCCUCCUCAAAGGUCGCUGCUACAUCCAGCAAGGCCUCUCCCACAGCAAUCGUUGCUACCAGCAAAGCUUCUUCCUCAGCUGCUGCCGUUGCCACCAGCAAAACCACUCUUGUCACCCAAAAAUCCAGCUCUACUCUUGCUACUUCCGCUAAACCAGCUACUACAACCGCUGCUUCAUCUUCUGGCUCAGUCCCUUUGUAUGGUAACUGCGCCGGAGGAAAGUCUUGCUCUGCCGAUGGUGGGUCAGGUGGUGAAGUUUCUUCAACCGAGAUUGCUAGCUCGGUUGCUCCUGCUGCAACUGAUGCAACGGAUGCAGGUGGAGAGGAAGAUGAUGAGUGCGAAAUUUAGAUGUCUAGACGUCAUCCUCAAAUUGGAGACGUACGACAAGAAAGCAAAUAUAUAAGAAGGGAAUAGAUUCAUUGUAUUAUAGUUAGAACAGUAUCUUGAUUGUAAAUAUUGGAAUGAAGAAAACACUUCCUACUGCCCUAUUGAGUGGGGUGGAGGUUGAUUGAAUUUUAUUUGUUGUAUUUCUUUUGUGUAUGUUCUAUUUCA